AUGGGAUCAAGAAGAACAAAUGUAAAAGGUCGUCAACUACAACAAGUUCUUGAUGAAGGUUAUCUUCAAUGCAUUGAUAAUGAUCUCACUACCUAUGCAAGAAACAACUAUGAAGAAAAAAUCGAUUGGAUUCUUGCAAGUCAACCUACCAUUCUAUUUAUUGACAAUGUCGAAACAGAAGCACCACUCGGCCUUAAAGAAGACCAUAAACCGUUAACAUUUAAUUUGAAUAUGGCAGCUGAUAAUAAACCAUCUUCUCCUCGAUUAUCGUUCAAUUUCAAAUCAGCAAAUUGGCAGUUGUAUCGGAAAACAUUAAAUGAAUUACUAAGUAAUAUCGACAGAACAAAAACAAUCACAACGGUUGAAGAGAUUGAAUCUUAUGCGACAACCCUUACCGAAUGUAUCUCUAGUUCAACGAAAUUAUCAAUUCCACCUACAAAAGAUAGGUUGACAAAUUUUCCAAUUUCUACAACAACAAAAAACCUUAUUGAUCGUAAGCAUCGAGCGUACAGAAGAUGGAGAAAAACAAUGAAUGAAAACGACAAAAAAGAAUAUUACAAGAGUAAAGAACUUCUAACAAAUGCUCUCCGAAAUAAUCGAAUUGAAAAAAUGAAUCAAAUCAUGUCAUCUUUAAGCGGAAGCAAGAUGUGCUCUGAUAAAGUAUGGGGAACUGUCCGCAAAUUUCAUAACAAAAGAACAAACCAGUCUCACUCAGGCGAUCUAAUUUACCAAAAUAUAACCAGCAACAGCGAUCACGACAAGGUCAAUUUGUUUGCGUCAUAUUUUGAAAAUGAAAUCUUUGUUGAGAAACCUGACCAUCUACCAUUUCAUACUCAAGUUAGAAAGAAGGUCGACCGAAUCAAAAGAAUAUUAAAAAUGCCAGUCAAUAGAAAAUUAACACCUCCAAUAACUACCAAAGAAAUAAAAACAAUUCUAAAACAGCUCCCCAACAGUUCACCCGGUCCUGAUUCCAUCCACAAUCGUUGUCUUAAAAAUUAUACAACAUUACUAGUUCAACAUCUUGCAAAGAUAUUCAACUCUAUCAUCGAUAUUGGACACAUUCCAAAUAUUUGGAAAAAAGCCAACAUCAUUCUCUUACUUAAAAAGAAAAAAGAUAAAAAGCAACCAUCAAGCUAUCGUCCAAUCAGCCUACUAAGUUGUGUAGGAAAAAUUCUAGAGAAAAUCAUCAAACAACGGAUGACAAAAGAAUUAAACGAAAGAAAAAUUCUUCCCAUACAUCAAGCGGGAUUUCGAGAACACAAAAGUACAAUGUAUAAUAUUUACCGUCUCGAAAGAUUUGCACAUGAACAUCUAGAUAAACGACAACAUGCAGCAGUAAUAUUUUUCGAUGUCAAAGCAGCAUUUGAUACCGUUUGGUUUGACGGAUUGAUUUACAAGUUAUAUGAUCUGCGUUUACCAAGUUAUUUAAUUCGUUAUAUUGUAUCAUUUCUCGAUAAUCGGACUGCUUCAAUAGAAAUAGAAAAUACACUAUCAAAACCGUUUGUAUUGAGAAGUGGAACACCACAAGGGUCACCACUAUCUCCUUUGCUAUAUAUACUAUAUACGAGCGAUUCAAUGAAUAGCAUUCAUCAGCAUACUGAACAUGGACUAUUUGCUGAUGACACAGCAUUAUGGGCGUCAUCGAAUACCAUUACUAAUCUUAAAAACCGACUUCAAUCAUCAACAAAUGAAUUUCAAAAUUGGUGUAAUGCGUGGAAAUUAACAAUUCAACCUAGCAAAACUGAACUACUGCAUUUCAGUCCGCAUCCACGAAAAAAAUACAAAAAUGAAUUAGAAAUAGAAACUGAAGGAGUUAUUAUAAAACCAGUAUUUUCAUCAAGAUACCUGGGAAUUAUUUUCGAUCAUAAACUUGACUGGAGAUCUUAUGUGAAUCAUAUAGAAACCAAAGUAGCAUCAAGAAUUAGUCUUCUUCGAUUUUUGGCCAAAUUGAACCCAAACGCUAAUCUGAACACAAUGUUAAUAUUAUAUAAAUCCUUAGUUCGAUCAAUUAUUGCAUACGGAUCGCCUAUUCUACUUACAGCAAAUCAAAAGAUUUGGACCCGCUUACAAAUAAUACAAAAUAAGGCUUUAAAAGCAACACUAGGAUUACCGAUAUAUACUUCGACAGAAUAUAUACAUAAGAUAGGAAAUAUUCCCGAAAUUAAGACGUACUCGACAACUCUACUGCAAAAAGCAAUUACUCGAGCUAGAAUUAACAACGACAAAAUAUCUGAAGAAAAUUUACUACGAAUUCAACUACAAAUUGACACGAAGUAA
Molecule: messenger RNA, 2277 nt
Organism: Rotaria socialis
Lineage: Eukaryota; Metazoa; Rotifera; Eurotatoria; Philodinida; Philodinidae
Source: the annotation of a GenBank genome assembly